AUGAUAUUAGUAAUUGAAUAUUCGGAGCAAUUAAAGUCGUAUUUGAACAAAUACGCUAUAAAAAAUUAUGAUUAUUCACAAUUUCAAAAUAUCAAAACCAUCGGAAAGGGAGCAUAUGCAACUGUGUAUUCAGCUACUUUCCAAGAAGAAGUGUAUGCAUUAAAAAGCCUAGACAAUAAUUUGGGUUUAGACGAAAGAGAAUUUAACCAAUUACAACGUGAACUUAAACUUCUUUAUGCAACUAAGCAUUCUAACGUUGUAGAAUUCUAUGGAAUUUCACAAG
Molecule: messenger RNA, 283 nt
Organism: Cetraspora pellucida
Lineage: Eukaryota; Fungi; Glomeromycota; Glomeromycetes; Diversisporales; Gigasporaceae
Source: the annotation of a GenBank genome assembly